This is a messenger RNA of Brassica napus (rape), 1123 nucleotides long. RefSeq names its product protein CHAPERONE-LIKE PROTEIN OF POR1, chloroplastic-like. The record is from RefSeq and is a predicted model, not a curated record. The coding region runs from base 182 to 802 and encodes 206 amino acids. Gene Ontology annotation, cellular component: chloroplast membrane. The transcript is spliced from 5 exons. Lineage: Eukaryota; Viridiplantae; Streptophyta; Magnoliopsida; Brassicales; Brassicaceae.
UUAGUAAAACAGUUUUCGUUUCGUCUUUGGGGAAGGUUCCACUUCCAGGAGGAGGGAAAGGGAAAGUGGUGUUGUGAAGCUGUUUUUCAUCGGCGACAUUGUCUCGUCUCCUCUGGGAUUCAGUUUCUUGUUGUGAAGGAAAAGUCCCGGAGAGAGAGAUGAUGCCCAGGUUUCACUUCCGAUGUCGUUCAGACCGGUUUGGUACAUCUUAGAGAAGCUCUCAAUCUUUUACUCUUCUUCCCAAACUCAAUCGUCGAAAUGCAGGUUAUCCUGUUGUUCAAAGAAAGAAGUAAUGCUAUCUAUGAUCGUCCGUGCCAUGAGUGAUAUAACAAACCGAUUCAACCGAGACCCAUAUAAACGGCUUGGGAUAAGCAAGAUGGCCUCGGAGGAUGAGAUUCAAGGCGCCAGGAACUUUCUCAUUCAGCAGUACGCCGGUCACAGACCUAGUGUUAACGCUAUCGAAUCAGCUCAUGACAAGAUCAUCAUGCAAAAGUUCCAUGAGAGGAAAAACCUAAAGAUCGACAUAACGAAAAAGGGGCGCCAAGUGAGGCAGUCCAAAGCUGUGAACUUUGUUUUCGAGAGAUUUCAAACUCCUCCCACUGCUUUCCUUGUCAAAACGGCAGUCACGUUCACCGUUCUCGGCGCCCUGACGGUUCUGUUCCCGACAGAAGAAGGACCGACUCUGCAGGUUUUGUUAUCACUUAUCAGUAGUAGCUACGUUUUACUUCAUCCACCAAAGGCUGAAGAAGAAGCUUUGGUCUUUUCCUUUACGGGACGGGAUCUUUCAUCUUCUCGUGGCUGAUUGGGACCUUCUUGAUGGUAUCUGUGAUCCCACCGUUCAUUAAAGGACCACGAGGUUUUGAAGUCAUGUCUUCUCUCUUAAGCUACGUUUUGCUCUGGGUGGCUUCGAGCUACCUUAGGUAGCAAUGCUACCGUAGCAUUCUAGCUCUCCCUCUUCUCUUCCCCCCCCCCCCCCCCCCCCCCCCCCCCUUUUGGGUCCCAUAUUGUAUUUAUCUCGGAUAUAUGAAAAACAUAAAAAGAGAAAUUGCAUCAUCUUCAUGUGGCAUAUAGAGAAAGAUUUUUGUUCUUGGAAGUUGUUAUUUAGCUGAGAAUUCGCUAUCUU